This is a messenger RNA of Grosmannia clavigera kw1407, 2199 nucleotides long. Its product is annotated as tpr domain containing protein. NCBI's taxonomy places the organism in Eukaryota, Fungi, Ascomycota, Sordariomycetes, Ophiostomatales, Ophiostomataceae. The coding region runs from base 1 to 2199 and encodes 732 amino acids. The transcript is spliced from 3 exons. Gene Ontology annotation, cellular component: kinesin complex. The record is from RefSeq and is a predicted model, not a curated record. Gene Ontology annotation, molecular function: ADP binding; protein binding.
AUGACUUCCACUACCAACGAGUUCCGAGCCCUCAACGAGGGCAUCCAGGCAGGGCUUAUUCAAAAGCUCGAAGUCCACGUCGCGGCGAGCGCAAGCACAGGCACGACUGUCGUUCCGGGCUCUAUGCUUCGCCGCAACCCCGACUUUGUUGACCGCGGGGAUACACUGGGCAGAAUCGAGGAUAUAUGUUCCAAGCCGGCUGCUCGCGUGGCCCUCGUGGGUCUCGGCGGUAUCGGAAAAUCGCACAUUGCUAUCGAAUAUGCGCAUCGUCUUGCACUCGAUGACAUAACGCGAUGGAUCUUCUGGGUCCAUGCCGCCACACAGGCGCGCGUAAUCGAAGAUUUUAAUGCGAUUGCAAACGUUGUCAGAUUACCAGGACGGGAGGACCUCACAGUAAACGUACUACAGCUUGUCCUCAAUUGGCUUUCUGAUGAGCGAAAUGGAAGAUGGACCUUGAUCCUUGACAGUGCCGACGAUAGAGAUGUGUUUUUCAGCUCGGACAAGGGAACAAAGGAGGGAAAACAGCUUCACACCUACAUACCCCAGAGCCGCAACGGCAACAUCAUCAUCACGACCCGGGACAAGGACUUGGCCAGACGUAUGACCGGCAGACAUCAAAACGUCCUCGACAUAAACCCGAUGACAGAAGUAGAGGCUUGUUCGCUCCUGAGAAACGAAACGAGUUACCUCUCAGAGAGGGACGCGGAUGCGGAAUUGGAGCUGGUGAAUGCUCUUGACCUUGUUCCACUCGCAAUAAGCCAAGCAGGCGCAUUUAUACAAGAACGAAUGCCCAGAAUGUCAAUCGAAAAGUAUCUGCGUGACUUUCGAGAAAGCGAACCCAAGAGGGUCAAGUUGUUGCAGUUUGACCAGGGUGAUCUUCAGAGGGACGGAAGCGCGUCGAAUGCCAUCCUUACAACCUGGCUGACGUCUUUCGAACAUAUUAAAACAAAACGGCCUUCCGCAGCAGAUCUGCUCUCGCUUAUGUGCUUUUUUGAUCGGCAAGGGAUCCCAGAGUCUGUCCUCAGGAUACAAAAGGCGAGAAAGGAGGAAGACCAAGCAGGACAGACAGGAGAACAGAGCGGCCCAGGACCUCGCGGAGGCCUGGAUGACACCUUCGAGGACGAUAUCCAUAUGCUGAGAAACUUCAGCCUUGUGACCACUGACAGCAGCGGACAUGCAUUUGAAAUGCAUAGACUUGUGCAAUUAUCGACCAAGAGGUGGCUGAGCACACACAAAGAAGACGAGAAGUUCAAACAACAGUUUGUAUCAAGGAUGGCGGCGGUGUUCCCAGACCCAGAGUACGAGAAAUGGGAAACAUGCCGAGUGUUGUUUCCGCAUGCUAUUCUGGCACUUGAAUACGAGCCGGCUAAAGGCGAUGUGCAAGAGAUGUGGGAACUGCUAUUGCGAAAUUGCGGAGAAUACGCCACAGAUCAAGGCAGAUUCCUCGUGGCAGAACAAAUGCUUCGCGAAGCUCAAAGGACUUCAGAGGCUCGACGAGGAAAUGAUGACCCUGCAACCACGCAUAUUACUCGUUUGCGAGCUGUCAACAUCUUUGAAAUGGGAGAUUGGGCAGAAGCAGAAACGCUACUGGUGCAGGUCUUAAAGACUGAGAAGGCUGUGCUUGGGACCGACCACCCUGACACACUGGCUAGCAUGAACAGCCUAGCAUUAACGUAUUACAGGCAAGGUCGGUUAGCAGAGGCGGAAGAGCUGCAUGUGCAGGCCUUAGAGAAGACAAAGGCCGUGCUUGGGACCGACCACCCUGACACGCUAAAGAUCAUGAACAACCUAGCAUUGACUUAUCUUCAGCAAGGUCAGUGGGUAGAGGCGGAAGAGCUACAGGAGCAGGUCUUAGAGAAGAGGAAGGCCGUGCUUGGGACCGACCACCCUGACACGCUAAAGAUCAUGAACAACCUAGCAUUGACUUAUUAUCAGCAAGGUCGGUGGGUAGAGGCGGAAGAGCUACAGGAGCAGGUCUUAAAGAAGAGGAAUGCUGUGCUUGGGGCCGACCACCCUGACACGCUAAGUAGCAUGAACAACCUCGCUACUACAUGGGGAAAACAAGGGCGGCGCGCGGAUGCGGUUGGAUUGCGAAAGAGCUGUGUUGAGUCGGCGCGACGCGUCCUUGGAGCCGAUCAUCGACGGACAAAACGCUAUGAACGAUAUUUAGAAGCUAUUGGCCUUGAUGCGGACGACUAG